AUGACUUCUGACAAAGCGACGACCGUCAGCAGGACGCGGCGGCAGCGUUGCAAUCCGCCCGCGGGCAGGUGCCCAUCCACCCGUCGCAAACGCAACCUGCCCGAGAAAACGGCCGCUCGGCGUGAUCACCAUGGUACCAUCCCGCCGCUCCGUCACCUCCUCCCUCUCCUCCUCGCACUAUGUCUCUUACCCCGCUCCGUCCUUCCCGCAUCCGCGAAUCCUUCCUCUGAGGGCGGCCAGGACGGGUGGUUAGAUCCAUCCGUCGCCUCCGCCGCUGCCGCGGUUUCGAGAAUCGCCGCAGCAGGAGCAGGCGCGGGUACGCUCACCGCUUCUCGUGGCGCGGCGACGUUGGGAGCUGAGUCGCCGACCGCGACUGUCCGAUCGAAGCUGAAUUCGACAAAGCCAGUCACAGAUCCAUCGAGAAACUCCCUAGAGGAGGAGCUACCAGCAGACUCUGGGGGCGGGAAGACGGAGCGAGCAGCAGCGGUGCUGGCGGUGAAUAUCACGUCUGCGCCGUCGGAGCGCAGCGCGGGCAGCAACGCGUCGUUCCGGUUCGCGGCGUUCUGGUCGCCCUCGGGAAGCCCUUGCAGUAACUGCUCCUACACGUGCUCGAUCGAUGGCAAGCCCGCCACCCCGUGCAACAGGGGCCACAAGCGCUACUCCGCGCUCGAAUCGGGGGAGCACACCUUCCGCGUGCGCGCCACUGCGCCGCCCUCCGCGCCCCGCGGAAACUCCGAAAAUGGCACGGAUGCUGCAGCCUCCCCUGCUGCUGCUGUCAGGGCGUCCGCGUCGCACACGUUCGUCGCAGCCCCCACCCCGCAUCUCCCCCUUGCUUCUUCCCCCGUGCCCUUAUGUGCUCUCCAUUUCCUCGUGCCUAACACCUGCAGAUUCUCCACCAGCGGAAUGUGCGCGCAGAUUUCUUCUUGCCAUCGCCCCCCCCGGCCCCCCACCCUAUCCUUGUGUGACCCGUCGUGCCUGGUACCCGCGGAGAUCACCGCCGUGCCCCCGACCAGUCUCAACGCGUCCACGCAGAUCCUGCUCAACCUCUCGCGUCCCUGCCUGGGCCUCUCCUGCGCCUCCAAGAACAAUUGCUCGGUGAGUGGAGAGGGGUGUGCGAAGAGAGAUCGUGGUUCGGGGUGGCUGCAAUACACAGCACGAGUGGCGUUCACAGCCAAGUACGGCCGGGUCAUAAUCGUGGUUCGGGGCCCGGCCGAGGUCGUCCCGGGGAGUUUCCAGGAGGUGGUGCCUGGGCUGCGGUACACAGCACGAGUGGCGUUCACAGCUAAGUACGGCCGCGUGAUCGUGCGCAUGCCACGAGAGGCCUGCAUGGUCCGUGCGACGCUGGGGCAAGUCACGGAUGGUGACGCUGCUGGUGCUACUGGUGGUGAUGGUGGUGACCAGCGCGAGCUCAAGGUGCGAAUCACCCCUGACCUGGACCCCUCGCCCGUGUUCUUCCACGGGAAGCCGCGGCCGCUCUACACCGCUCUGCACCCAUCCGACGUGCGGUUCCUGGUGCGGUUGCAGACGGCGGCGGAUGGGCUGGAGGGUGCCGUGAGGGGAGCGGGCGUGGUGCGAGGGGGGAGGAUAGAGCGCGUUGAGGCAAUCAGCAGGAAGAAGCUUCGUGUGUGGGUGAUUCCCACUGCGGCCGUCUCCCUCGUGUCUCUCUCCCUGCCUGAGGCUGCGCUCACCAAUGAGUACGGGGCAGUCAGCCAUGCGUCCUCGCCCGGGUUCAUCCUCUAUGCCCCCGCGCCCCUGUCCGCGCAGCUCACGGCGCUCUCCCCCUCGCACGUGCUGGUUGCGCCCAUGGGGGAGGCGGCAGCGGGCGUGCUGGUGGCGCUCACAGCGCCAGUGCGCGCAUUCACUGCUGCGAGUGUGAGGGUGGCGGGCGCUGCUGUUCUCGGCAUCUACCAGCGGUCGCUGUUGGAGUAUGUGGUGAGCAUUCAGCCGAGCGCAGCGGGAGAGACGGCGUCUAUCCAUGUGCCUGCUCGGGCGCUGCAGGGCCCGGGCAACCGCAGCAACGAGCAGGCGUCCAACACUCUCACCUUCGUGCAGUACGAGACACCAGCAGCAGCGUCGGUGGUAUCAGGAGUCACAACAGCGGCAGCAUCUCUCUCAAUGGCCGCCUCCGCGCUGCUCUCCCUCUCCUCCUCCGCCCUCGCCCUCUCCGGCCAUGCUGCUACUGCCACCUCCGCCGCCUCUACUGCCCUGCUCGCCGUGCCCUCUCGCACUCUCCUGAACAUGGCGCUCCAUCUGCAGGCCAUGGCGCUCUCCUCCUCCCUCGCCACGGAUCUUCUUGUCGAUUCAAAAACCAGCUCUCAGAACAUGGCGUUUCAUCUGCAGGCAAUGGCGCUCUCCUCCUCCCUCGCCACCGAUCUCCCGCUCACCUUCUCCCAAGCGGCACAGAACCUACUCUGGAUCGUACCCUCCGCCAAGCUCCCCUGGUCUCAAGAUCUGAACCCGCACAUGCUGCAGACUCCUGCUCCCUACGCUGCUGCUGCUGCUGCUGCUGCUGCUGCUGCUGCUGGGGAGAUAGAGGGACCAGCUAUGCAGACGCCCAAAACAGGAGCAGAGGCAGGAGCAGGAGCAGUCGAAACAGCAGGAGCAGGAGCAGCAGCAGCAGCCGCUGCAGUUGAAGCCCAAAGAACCACAGUCAACACCUCUGAAUCCUCCCCACUUUUGGCUUCCUCCGCGUCUCUCUCCUCUCCCCUCCCUGUGACUGUCCGUAUUGGCGAGGCAACAUAUGCGAGCGAGUCUGGGCAUGCAGAUAACACUUUCCCUGCUCGAAGCCCGCACAACAGGAGGCUGCUGGGGAGGGAUAGCACAGGGAAUGACGGAGGCGAACCAAAUGGGGACCUUCAGAGGGAUGUGAACGAUUUGAGAGGCGGUUUCAGAGGUGUUUUGAGUGAUGCAACUGUUGCUAGUGAUGCGUUGAGACGUGAGUUAGGAAGCGAAUCGAGUGGGUCGGGCUUGGUACGGCAUUAUAUGAAGGGGAGGGGUGCCAAACGGCCGUCAGGGGGUGCUGGUGGUGGUGGCUUUGAAGCUCAGCAGACUUUUGCAGACGGGGUAGCAGGAGACGAUGCGGUGAUGACAGGGAACGAGGAGGAGGAAGGGGACGGGGAGGAGGAGGUCGACGAGGUGGACGAGGAGGGGGACGAUGGGGAGGAAGGAGAAGGGGAGGGUGUGCAAGGCAUGCCUGGUCCCGCUUUCACCAGCGGUAGUGGUGAUGGGGGUGCUGGUGGCGACAGCGUUGAAGAUAGAAAAAGGGGCGUUGUUGCUGUUAGAGAGGGCAGCAGGGAUCACAGAAGAGGGUCGUUGAACGAGACAGAGGGUGGCGAGAACGGCAGUAGUGGUGACGAGGAGAGGAAGCCAGACACCAGUUACCUUACGACCACGGAAUACAAAGACCUUCAAAAGGAGCUAGAAGCGGUUGCUGCGGGCGCUGCUUCGUACUGGGACGAGGCUGCUUCCGAGGCUCACAGCGACCUCAU
Closterium sp. Naga37s-1 is the source of this 3488-nucleotide messenger RNA. The record is from the annotation of a GenBank genome assembly. NCBI's taxonomy places the organism in Eukaryota, Viridiplantae, Streptophyta, Zygnematophyceae, Desmidiales, Closteriaceae.